This is a messenger RNA of Colletotrichum navitas, 651 nucleotides long. RefSeq lists its product as uncharacterized. The record is from RefSeq and is a predicted model, not a curated record. The transcript has 4 exons. NCBI's taxonomy places the organism in Eukaryota, Fungi, Ascomycota, Sordariomycetes, Glomerellales, Glomerellaceae. Bases 98 to 514 code for a protein of 138 amino acids.
CGUUCUUUACAAACGCUACUAAUUAGAAAAACAACUGAUAACUUACUUAAGUAUCUCUGGUUUUUUAUUUAUUUCUUAAUUUUUUAUCUCUUUUACAAUGAAGUUACUUUUUAACACUAUUCUUUUAAUAACUGCGUUCUUCCUAGAUUCUGUGCUAUGUGCAGUUGCAGGGAACAACGCCUAUAGGGUUACAAAAGAACCUAGUAGAUUCGGCGGAGACACAAUAUCUGUGUUCACUUCUGGCUAUGAAAAUGGGCGCGAGGCUGUCCUUGUAACCAGGAUGGAUGUCAAGGGCCGUAAAAUUUCAGUCGCAAUGGCAUAUAACGCCAGAGACAAAACUCCAAACCGACUACACCUUGACGUUAUGCUGAAGAGCUUAUGGCAGACCGAGGGCGGACAGCUCCACAACCUCGAAUCCAAAGCUGGAACGAAUUGUUUGAAACCCCUUUCGGAAAGGUCGCGAGGAGGAUGGCAAAUGAAGGUGGUAAUCUUGUCAACCAAUUUGAGGUGCUGACUCACACUUGGAAUACCGGUAAGGGAGCAGCGUAUUAUAUUGAUUACCUAACUGUUAGGUUCAGUUAGAUGUUAUCAUCAAGCAGUGCGUUUAGGGGGCAAUUCAUGUAGUUGAAGGUGGCUUGUUUUCUUCUAUCU